AUGGUUUCCGUGUUAGUGUUGGGGGGUGGGGGUCGUGAAGAAGCUAUCGCUUGGAAAUUGUCACAAUCAGAAGACGUUGCCAACGUUUUUGUCUGCCCUGGAAAUGGUGGCACGGAGUUGGUGAAAGGAAAGAUCAAACGUCAGUUAGGCCUCGACUUGAAGAAACAUUGCGUCAUUGUUGAGUGGUGUCAGAAAAAUGAUAUAAAAUUAGUUGUGAUUGGUCCAGAAAAUCUGCUUGCAGAUGGUUUGACGGAUGAUCUAACAAAGGCAGGUAUUCCAUGUUUUGGUCCAAGCAAGCAGGCAGCCCAAAUUGAGUCAAGUAAAGAAUUCAUGAAACAUCUCAUGGACAAGCACAAUAUUCCAACAGCCAAGUGGAAAUCUUUUAAUCACUGCCAGGAUGCCAAAGCUUUCAUUAACAAUGCAGACUUUGCAGCCCUGGUGGUGAAGGCGAGUGGGUUGGCAGCCGGGAAGGGGGUGGUGGUGGCCAGGGACAAGGAGGAAGCCUGCAAGGCUGUACAAGAUAUGCUGGAGUGUCUGGCUUUUUGUGAUGGUGAGAGGUUGGUGAGCAUGCCAGCGAGUCAGGAUCACAAGAGGCUGUUGGAGGGGGAUGAGGGACCAAACACUGGAGGGAUGGGGGCCUACUGCCCCGUGACUAAGGUGUCUGAAAGUCAGAUGUUGGAGAUAGAAAAUGAGAUUUUAAAGAAGACAUUGAGGGCAAUGAAAGAUGAAGGACUACCAUUCAAAGGAGUUUUGUAUGCUGGUCUCAUGAUGACCAACAGUGGACCAAAAGUUCUCGAGUUCAACUGCAGAUUCGGUGACCCAGAAACUCAAGUGCUGCUGCCACUCUUGAAAUCAGAUUUGUAUGCCGUAAUGUUGAGUUGUGUUGAAGGCAGGUUGAACUCUGACCUUGUCCAAUUCGAGACCAACAAGUUUGCACUGGGCAUUGUUCUGGCCAGCGAAGGUUAUCCAGGUGACAUUGUGAAAGGUCGUCCAAUCACAAACCUACAUGAAGCUCUUUCCCAAUCUGAUACGAUGAUCUUCCACGCCGGAGUUGAAUUAAAAACAUCAGAAAAAACCUCGCACAUCCCUGACCGCCAUCUCGUGACAUCUGGAGGCAGGGUCAUGACCUUGGUAGCCACUUCCACUUUUUCCCUGAAAGAUGCAGCAGCAAAGGCUUCUAAGAUGGCCGAUGUAGUAGAGUUCGAGGGCAAGCAGUUCAGAAGAGAUAUUGGAUGGAGGUCCAUGGCGGGAAGUGACUGUCAUCUUUUUCCACAUCAACAUCUCUCUCAUCGACAUCAUCAUCAGCAUGGAGAUUGCAGGGAAAUCGUGAAUAGACCUUCCAUGACGUAUGCCAGUUCAGGGGUCAACAUAAUUGAAGGUGACCUUUUCGUUGACAGCAUUAAACCCAUCACCCUUUCCACCAAAAGGUCUGGUUGCAUGAGUAACAUUGGUUCAUUUGGUGCCAUGUUUGACCUGGCCCAAUUAAAAUACAAUGACCCAAUUCUUGUUUCAGGCACUGAUGGAGUUGGCACAAAAUUAAAGAUAGCUCAAGCAGCAAACAAGCACGAUACCAUUGGGAUAGACUUGGUGGCCAUGUGCGUCAAUGAUGUUCUCUGCCAUGGUGCUGAACCAAUUUUCUUUCUUGAUUACUUUUCUUGUGGCAAGUUGGUUAGUGGCAUGGCACAAAACGUCAUCAGAGGCAUCGCAUCUGCGUGUCGUGUUGCUGGCUGUGCGCUUGUUGGGGGAGAGACAGCAGAGAUGCCAGGUAUGUACCACACCGACGAGUAUGAUCUUGCUGGUUUUGCAGUCGGGGUUGUAGAGCGAACCAACCUGCUGCCACUGACAACCAACAACCAGAUCGCAGAAGGUGAUGUACUCAUUGGUUUGUCGUCAUCUGGUCUUCACAGCAAUGGCUACAGUCUGGUGAGGAAGAUUCUGGAAGUGUCUGGAAUCUCCAUGGCGGAUGUGUUGCCGUGUGGAAAGACAACUGUGUGUGACCUCCUGUUAACGCCAACCCACGUUUAUGUGCCCUACUUACUACCCCUUAUGAAACGACAUGGUCUGAUCAAGGGAUGUGCCCACAUAACGGGGGGUGGUCUGCCCGGAAAUGUAUGUCGCAUUCUUCCUGAUGGUCUUCGAGCUAAAAUGGAUGCACUCAAGUGGAAAGUCCCUGUUCUCUUUGAGUGGCUGAGGAAAUUGGGCAACGUAACAGAGGAUGAGAUGCUGGGAACGUUCAAUUGUGGCCUGGGGGUGGUGUUGGUGGUUGGUCGACAGGACGUGCAAGUUGUGGUGGAGGAGAUAAAUGCAAAUAUCAAGGAGGAAUGUAGGAAGAAUUUUGCUGUUGGUGAUGUUGAAGUUUUUAUUGUUGGAACUGUUGAGAAGUGCUCCAAUGUGGCAGACAAGAAAGUCACAGUUGAUAAUUUGCUAGAGUCUCUCCACCAGUCAUGGAAACUCAACAGUCACCAGCUUCCAGAUCGGAACCAUUCAACAUCAUCAUCGUCCGUGGGUAGGAAGAAGGUUGCUGUACUCAUUUCUGGUUCAGGGACCAACCUACAAGCCUUGAUUGACGACAGUUUGAAACAUGACUCCCCAUACUCAAUCACACUUGUUGUAUCUAAUGUUGCUGAUGCAUACGGUCUCCAGAGGGCCCAACAAGCCAGCAUUCAAACAUGUGUGGUCGACCACAAACAGUUCAAAAGUCGGGAGGAGUUUGACAACAGAAUCGACCAACAUCUCAAAUCACAUAAUAUUGAUUUUGUCUGUCUGGCUGGUUUCAUGAGGAUAGUCUCCGAUCAGUUUGUAGAGAAAUGGAGAGGACGCAUGUUGAACAUCCACCCGUCACUGCUGCCCUCAUUCAAAGGCCUUCAUGUCCACAGGCAGGUUCUUCAGGCCGGAGUUCGAGUUUCCGGUUGUACAGUUCAUUUUGUGUCGAACGAGUUAGAUGGGGGUGCCAUACUGACCCAGGCCACAGUUCCCGUCCUGCCAAACGACACCGAGGAUGACCUAUGUGAAAGGGUCAAAACAGCAGAACACAAGGCUUUUCCUGAAGCUCUCAGACUGUUGACCUCUCAAAAGGUCAUGCUGGGUCAAGAUGGCAGGGUCAUCUGGUUAUGAUUGGAUUGCACGUUGCUGUUAUUGUUGUUUUUGUUGUUAUUGUUUUUGUUUCCCACUUAUGUUUGGUUAAGUUUUUUUUGUUUGUUUAUUUUCGUUUUGUAUAAUUUGUUUUAAUUGAGAUGUUGAUAAUUUUAAUUAUUAUAAGAUCUAGCAGGGAAGUUGGUGCUGAUUAUGAAAUUCUUUUGAAUGAUGGUGGAAGAUGAUGCUGAUGAUGAUGAUGUUAUUGACGAUUAUUAUGAUGACGAUGUUUUACAAAAUAACUUUUAUUAUACAAACCAUUUUCUUUUCUCAAUUGCUUAUUACUCAUAGGUUACUUUUGCCAUAUCUGAAUUAUUUAGUUUUUUUACGUUUUUGAACACCUUUUUCGAUAUUUUAUUAAAUGACUAUAACAUCUCAUC
This is a messenger RNA of Helobdella robusta, 3512 nucleotides long. RefSeq lists its product as hypothetical. The coding region runs from base 1 to 3114 and encodes 1037 amino acids. Gene Ontology annotation, molecular function: phosphoribosylformylglycinamidine cyclo-ligase activity; phosphoribosylglycinamide formyltransferase activity; phosphoribosylamine-glycine ligase activity. Gene Ontology annotation, cellular component: cytosol. The transcript has 19 exons. Gene Ontology annotation, biological process: 'de novo' IMP biosynthetic process; adenine biosynthetic process. NCBI's taxonomy places the organism in Eukaryota, Metazoa, Annelida, Clitellata, Rhynchobdellida, Glossiphoniidae. The record is from RefSeq and is a predicted model, not a curated record.